AUGCGUGUGCUCGUCUCGGACGUCGAGCCAAUUCGCCUCGCUCCCGCUGUGCAGCGCAGCUCAAGGCUUGAAGACUGCAGUAGUGGCAGCCAGCGGAUCCUCCGAGAGAUCAGCGCAGCGCACAGUCUGGAAUGCGCGGCACCCUCUGCUGGAGCUAAACAGAACAGACAUAGCAAGAGGUCUGGCAGCCCCGGCUUAGACUGCGUGUGCGACUCCGUGUAUAGGUGUGAACAUGAUUUACUUUUGUGUGGAAGAGCCUACACGCAGAAGGAGCCUAGCGACGCAGUCCGCGGCCGGGUGGAGAACGUCAACGGAACAGAACCUGUAGACCACCUGGAAGCGCUAGCUUCGACAUCAGUGCACUGCUUGUCACUGUUCAAUUGCAUGAGCCGGACGGAGUCGCUCUGCAGCAUGACGCAGCUGGGUACCGUGUCAACGCCAAAUUGCGUGCCGUCCUUCUGCAUCCGCCCGGCCUUUCUGGCUGCGCGCAAGGCAUGCUACUUUGCUGGCCGCCGAUAUGGUCAGUGGUGCUGUGGGACGCUGUGGGACGUGUUUCGAAUGCAAAAUGUAUCGUCGUGCGGCGGCCGAUCUUCCCUGACGACCCAUGUUGGUGAGCGCACUGCCGGCCUCUGA
Messenger RNA from Rangifer tarandus platyrhynchus (Svalbard reindeer), 633 nucleotides. Lineage: Eukaryota; Metazoa; Chordata; Mammalia; Artiodactyla; Cervidae. The record is from the annotation of a GenBank genome assembly.